This is a messenger RNA of Micromonas pusilla CCMP1545, 855 nucleotides long. RefSeq lists its product as uncharacterized. Gene Ontology annotation, biological process: intracellular signal transduction; protein phosphorylation. Gene Ontology annotation, molecular function: ATP binding; protein serine/threonine kinase activity. Lineage: Eukaryota; Viridiplantae; Chlorophyta; Mamiellophyceae; Mamiellales; Mamiellaceae. The annotation marks the transcript as partial. Gene Ontology annotation, cellular component: cytoplasm; nucleus. The record is from RefSeq and is a predicted model, not a curated record. The transcript has a single exon.
UACAAGGUCCACUCCCAGCUCGGGGACGGGACGUACGGGAGCGUGUGGAAGGCGACGAAUCGGCAGACGAACGAGGUCGUCGCCAUCAAGAAGAUGAAGAGGAAGUUCUACACGUGGGAGGAGUGCAUGGCGCUUCGCGAGGUCAAGUCGCUCAGGAAGCUGAACCACCCGUGCGUGGUCAAGCUGAAGGAGGUGAUUCGCGAGAACGACGAGCUGUACUUCGUGUUCGAGUACAUGACGCAGAACUUGUACCAGCAGAUCAAAGACCGCGACCGGUACUUCCCCGAGGCGAGGGUGAAGUCCUGGAUCUACCAGAUCGUGCAGAGCAUCGCGUACCUGCACAAGCACGGGUACUUCCACCGGGACUUGAAGCCGGAAAACUUGUUGAUCAGCGAAGGGCAGGACAGCGACGUCGUGAAGCUCGCGGACUUUGGGUUAGCCAGAGAAAUCCGCUCGCGGCCGCCGUACACGGACUACGUCUCCACGCGAUGGUACCGCGCCCCGGAGGUGCUCCUGCGGUCGCCGUAUUACAACGCGCCGAUCGAUAUUUUCGCCAUCGGCGUCAUCGCCGCGGAGCUCAUCACGCUCCGUCCGCUGUUCCCGGGGAGCAGCGAACAAGAUGAGAUUUACAAAAUAUGCGCGGUGAACGGGACGCCCACGGAGCGGAACUGGCCGGAAGGUCUCAAGCUCGCGACGCAGAUGGGGUUCCGGUUCCCGCAGUUUCAAGAGACGCCGCUUGAAAAGUUGAUGCCGCACGCGAGCGCGGAUGCGGUGGAGUUUAUCCGAGCGUGCAUUCAGUGGGACCCGUCGAAGCGACCUACCGCGCUGCAGUGCCUUCAGAUGCCUUUCUUCCGC